Molecule: messenger RNA, 2866 nt
Organism: Camponotus floridanus (Florida carpenter ant)
Lineage: Eukaryota; Metazoa; Arthropoda; Insecta; Hymenoptera; Formicidae
Exons: 6
Coding region: 308-1012 (234 amino acids)
Source: RefSeq, a predicted model, not a curated record
UCGCUCGGUCAGUGGUGCACGGUCGCUCGCGUGGUGUGUACGUGUCGAACGCAUCGCGUCGACCAGAACCGCGGAAAUAGAGAAAAACCGUGCGAGUAAAGAAAGAGCGCGUUUUAUACUCGAUCUUACGCUCGGUCUUAUCUCUCCUCUUCCUCUUCUCUCUCCCUGGCUUCGUCGUUGGUGCGAUUUUUUUUCGUCCAGUUGCCUGUUAAAAAUAGAAGAGAGAAGAGCCUUUUUCUUCGUUCGACGACGAUCGACCGCUACACUUCGUAUCGUAAGCGAAAUUCAAGCAACAACGAGUUGGAACAUGAAGACGUUUAUGGAGAAUCAGCUGUCCUGGGUCGCGCUAUUCACAACCGCCUUGUAUUCCCUGCUCGCCAGCUGCCGGGGUGAAGAGUGCGGACACGAGGAGCUCGUGAGGUGCGCCAGGCCCCUCGAGAAAAUCAGCAGCAACGACCUGGGUCUCGUCGUAACGAAAAAGGAGGAACUCAACAAACUAUGCCCUGACCUCGAGGCCGGGAUGAAAUGCAUCACGAAAUACACGCUCAAUUGCAUGAAGGAGAAGCAGAGGGAGCACUUCAACUUACUCUAUACCGGCACCAACCAGGUGAUCAUGGAACUUUGCCACGACGGUCCAUAUCAAGACGAAUUCUUGAAGCACGCCCCAUGCAUGCAAAAAGUCAAGGCCGAGUACGAGAUGUGUUACAAAACGUAUCAAAAGGCUACGCUGGAAAUGGAAAUUAUUUCAAACCGCACAGCUGUCACGCAAGAAAAGAUCAAGUCAUUUUGCUGCUCCUUCACGGAGUACUUGGAAUGCUCUCAUCAUGCAGUGCGCCGUCAGUGUGGCGACGAUACAGCGCGAUUCACGAAGGAUUUCCUCGACAGAAUGGCAACCUCGCUGCUAAAAACGCACUGCACUUACACAUGCGCUAUGCUCAAUGGUAGCUCGACGCCAAAUCUUUCUGCCAUUAUGCCAAUGACGCUUAUUCUCCUUAUGAGAUACUUCACGUAAUUGGCUCCAGCCAGAAUCACUUUUUACCUUCGGAAGAUGGAGGCUGGGAGCGCGAGAGGAAGAGGAAGGGAGGCAAAAGAUGGGGAAUCAAGCGAGAAGAAUGGCAAGAUGAGGACAAGUCGCUAGGACACGAGGAGGAAGGAGAGUCAUUUGACUUUUAUCGUGCUUUGCUUCAGAGAGAAUAUAUUCCUUAUUUCCGAAGAGUGCUCGAAGAAUGGUGGAAGGAGAGGAGGGACCGAAAAGCCGAAAAAAGAGACGGAGAAGGAAAGCAUCGAGCGAAGAAAGAGGAUCCAAGGACCGGAACAAGAGGGGAAAAUGUGUAUAUAUCUAGGAAGAAGCACGUUUCUUUCUUCAAAGAGAAUACGUUUUUAUUUGCGAGAUGGCGAGAUGGUGCGGGAGAUGGUGAUAAUCAUGAUUACGAGAGUAAGCGGUGUGGGAGACCAAUAUUAAGAGCGAAGGGAGCGAGGGGAGUGAGAAGGACACUCUAGGAAGAUGCGACGGAGCAUCGGAGGAAGAGGAUCGGGCGGGAGAAAAGUCGUCGAUGCAAAAUGCACGUCGCGGAGAUAUCGCGAAUCGAACGAUAAUAAAGUAGAUCGCGUAGACCCAACGAGCCGUACAGCCUCGAUCGAUCGUUCGCCCUCGCGAUCCGUCAAGCCGGCACGACAUCAAGUCGUACGCAAGACUGAGUCGAUUUUUUUCUUACGCGGGAGAAAAAUCGCAAACGGAUAAAAAUGAAAUAAAAAUACUCUUUAUUAUGACCGGCGAGAUCCUCCGCGAGCUGUCUCUUAAUUGCGAAUUGUCCUGACGAGUAGUCGCGCGAAGAGAGAAUCCCACGAACACGUGGUACGGAUGAUGGGGAAGAAGGGCGGCGACGAUAAGGGAGUUUAAAGAUUUAUAGCGAGCCGAGAGGAGAAAAGGCAAACGUGUCUUUCCGGCACGUUUCCGCUUCGAUUUCGGAAAAGGGCGCUCGUGCGGAACGAACAAACGAGCUAUCGUCGCCCUGAAAUCAAUUUCAUCGAAUAAUCGCGAUCUAUCGAUUCGUGCGACUAUCGAAAGAGAGAGAGAGAGAGAGAGUGAGAUAUCGCCGAGAGGAGUCCAAGUAGAGCAAAGAAUUUCUGUGCUCGUUCAAAGAACAGCGGAUGAAAUCACGGUACGUUCCUUUGCGCGAGAGAACGCGAGUGUGUUUCGUUAAAGAACGCGAUCGCCCUGAGCACAAGUGUCUUCGACUUUGUCGAAAGUUCAAGAAGUAGUAAAAUUGACGCGCGUUAUCGCGACUUCGUCCAAGACGAGAGGAUCCGCUAUAACUAUUCGCUCUCUCAAGACGCGGAUGCGAGUAACGAUAGAUAGAUAGAUAAUCACGGAGCUUCAAAAGCUCUCUAGGUAUAUCAAACCAAUUUUCUCUCUCUACGCAUUAUACGAACUCUACUUUUGCACUGUAUUCGGGGGCCAUAUACAUUUUCGUAUUUUGCGCACAACGAGCGAGAUCCGAAAGUUUGAAGAGCAUUUUUUAAUUUCAGAGAGUCACAUAAUACGGUUUCGAAAAAAGUAGUUUGCGAAAAAAAGAACUUUUCCUCACCAGGCCGCACUAAUGAAUACACGCUAGAAUUUACAGGGGAAUUUCGCCUAAUUAAAAAUAGCCGAGAAAUAAUUAGAAUAAUUGCUCAUUCUUUGAUAAAAAUUUCUGCGGAACACAUAAAUAACACGCGUGGAUAAUACUUACAAAAUGCUGUUGUUCGUAAACAAAACUUGGGGAUAAGUCGAGGAAGGGAAAAAAUGGAGAGGAAAAUGUUGCAAGCGUUGCGGGCUACUCGCGGUGCGUUUGAUAUGUUUGUUUGACAUGACCAUCUGUACAAA